Telopea speciosissima is the source of this 1175-nucleotide messenger RNA. Its product is annotated as serine/arginine-rich splicing factor RS2Z32-like. Gene Ontology annotation, biological process: mRNA splicing, via spliceosome. The record is from RefSeq and is a predicted model, not a curated record. Gene Ontology annotation, cellular component: nuclear speck. Gene Ontology annotation, molecular function: zinc ion binding; mRNA binding. The transcript has 7 exons. NCBI's taxonomy places the organism in Eukaryota, Viridiplantae, Streptophyta, Magnoliopsida, Proteales, Proteaceae. Bases 58 to 1029 code for a protein of 323 amino acids.
UGGUGAUACAAGUGGACAUACUUUGUUUCCUGCCGAUCAGCUUAAUUAGUGUGGAAGAUGCCUCGGUAUGAUGAUCGGCAUGAUCGCCAUGGCAGCACACGUCUCUAUGUUGGUCGCUUGUCUUCAAGGGCGCGCUCACGUGACCUGGAAGACCUCUUCAGCAGAUAUGGAAGAGUACGGGAUGUGGAUUUGAAGCACGACUUCGCCUUUGUUGAAUUUAGUGAUCCUCGUGAUGCUGAUGAUGCAAGAUAUAGCUUAAAUGGAAGAGAAUUCUGUGGGAGUCGUAUAUUAGUUGAAUUUGCCAAGGGAGGACCACGUGGAUCAGGUGGUUCAAGGGAGUAUCUGGGAAGAGGUCCUCCUCCUGGGUCUGGUCGCUGCUUCAACUGUGGCCUUGAUGGUCACUGGGCUCGAGAUUGCAAAGCUGGAGACUGGAAGAACAAGUGUUACCGAUGUGGAGAAAGAGGUCAUAUAGAAAGAAACUGCCAGAAUAGUCCAAAGGAACUGAAACGUGGGCAUAGCUAUUCUCGGUCACCAUCACGAUCCCCCUCUCCUCGCCGUGGCAGAAAAAGCCGGAGUCGAAGUUACAGCCGGAGCCGCAGUUACAGCCGAUCCAGAUCACCUGCAAGGAGAGAGAGGAGUGUUGAGCGUGAGGAGAAGAGGUCAAAGAGUCCACGUUACAGCAGGAGUCCUAAGUUGAAGAAGAGUUCACCUCCACCAUCUAGAGGAAGGAAGCGCAGCCUUACACCAGAUGGGAACAGUCCUCAAGAGAGAGAAAGUCCACCGAGAGAGAGCAAGGAGGCCACUCAGCAUGAUGGGUCAGACUACAGUGGGAGUCCUAGAGCCAAGAGCAGAAGCCCUGCAAGCCCUGAGAGAGGAGAGAGCCCUGAAGGCAGGAGGUACCAAAGCCCUCAAGCGAAUGGACGGAGCCCUAGCCCUAGUCCUAGGGAUGACAGGAGUCCUGUAGAAGAUGAGGAUGACAACCGUGGUUCUCCUCAGGGCAGUGAAUCUCCUUCAAGUGCUCAUAACUAGGGUUCUAAGUAAUGACCUUGUUGGGAACUAAAUUUAACUAUGUUCUGUUUACAUAAUGUGACUAUUGUUGGUAACAGUAGUAGUAAUAGACAUUUGACUUGGAUAAUGAACAAUUUGGGAAUAAACCUCUGUUUACAGAACCAUGG